Apis dorsata (giant honeybee) is the source of this 2150-nucleotide messenger RNA. RefSeq names its product synaptotagmin-1-like (gene Syt20). The coding region runs from base 744 to 2093 and encodes 449 amino acids. Gene Ontology annotation, biological process: calcium-ion regulated exocytosis; regulation of dopamine secretion; cellular response to calcium ion. Gene Ontology annotation, molecular function: clathrin binding; phosphatidylserine binding; calcium ion binding. The transcript is spliced from 10 exons. NCBI's taxonomy places the organism in Eukaryota, Metazoa, Arthropoda, Insecta, Hymenoptera, Apidae. The record is from RefSeq and is a predicted model, not a curated record.
UGAAAAUAUCACUCGCGCAUGAUUCACACGCUUAGACACGUGGAUCUUUUCCAAGAAUGAUGAAUCAAAUCUGGAAGAAAUCGGAUGAGUAUCAUCAAAAUAAUAGUUUUAUUCAUGUGUAUUUAAAUAUUCCUUUUUCCAUCGUUUAUGGAAUUAGAAUUAAAAAUUCUUCGUUGUUUGGGGCAUUCGAUGUUAGUAUGCAUUAAACGUAAGUCGUGCACUGCCAGCUACCGGCGGACUAGGCAGUGUCGUCGUAAGUUGGAGAGGGGCACGUAGAUAGCACGUUACUCGUUCUUCGUUCUAUGCAGUCGCGUGUAAUAUACGUUUGUCGUUCAUCGGUAGUUGACGAGCGCGCUUGAAGUUGUUACUUUGGUUUGCGAAGGACAUUACCGAUUAGUCGUCCUUUCUCGGUUUACUUGUCGUUUUUUUCGAUACAGCUCGUAAAUGCUAUCUAAUUUAACCUAACAUCAUCAAACUUGUCUCACAUCAUGAUACUGGCUCUUGGUCGAGUGAGUAUUUCAAAAAUUCGUCGAAUAUCGAUCGAAUUGCAAAUUCGAUACAAGAUCGACGUCAUAACUGCGAAAAAAAAAAGGAAGAGCAGACGGUGAUUUUAAAAAGAAACGUUACAUAGUUAGGAUAUGUGAUGUUGAAAAGAAGCACAAUCGUUGAUAUAGAUAACGUUAUUUAUAACAGUUUUUCGCUAAAAACAGUGAACUUAACUUAAGAUAAAUGUUAAUUCAUGAAUGGUGGACAAUGAAUUUUUUGGCCCAUGGGGCCAAAUACUCAUCAUAGUUGUGAUAGCAUUGAUCGUCAUUGUUAUCUUGCUCGUGAUCGCCUGUUAUCUAAUACCAGGAUGCCAUGGAUACGAAUACAUUAGGAAACGAAAACAAUUUUUUGCAGAAAGAGAAGCAAAAAGUGUGCCAUUAUGUUUGAAAGGCAAACAAAAUGAAAAUGUGAAGUUGAAUGAUGUCAGCUAUAGAUCUUGGAGAUUGGGCAGUCUCUACGAAGGCAGCAGCAAUGGUACAAUCGAUGAGAAUGCAAGUCCAAACGAGAAUUCCUAUAAUUCCAGCAACGCUCAGUUUGGUUUCACUGAUACCUCGUCCACCCUGAACUUGGUGCAGAAGGAUAAGCAAAAAGCCGAGAAAAAACAAAAAGAAUUCCCCACUGAAUUGACAAUAAGCUUACAGUAUCUGCCGCCUUACGAUGAGACUAUUACCGGAAAACUCGUUAUCGGUGUCGAGGCAUUAUCCGGUCUUCCUCCAAAGCAAUACAAUUGCACGUUAGAGCCAUACGUGACACUAAACAUUGCGAAGCAAUCGUGGAAUCAUAGGAAACGACAAAGGUUACAUAGUUUUCGAACAAGGAGUAUUAAGCAUACAGCGAGUCCCAUUUUUAAAGAGGCGUUCGGUGUAGCGAACGUAAGUCCUCAGGAAGUUAAGGAAUGGAUUCUCGACUUUAUGGCAUACGAUCAUGACAGAUAUGCUAAUGACACGGAAUUGUGCAGCUUGAAAGUAUCCAUGAAGGAAAUGAAACACGUUCUACAAAGCCCGGAAAUUCAUAUGUUCAAUUUCAGGAUGAAACCAUCUAAUUUGGAAUUUGGAAACAUUUUAUUAGGUAUAAGUUAUUUACCUACAGCACAGAGACUAGCUAUAAAUGUAAUGAAAGUACGUGAUGUCAAGUUUACACCACCAGCAUCGAGUUUAAACAAUUUUAAUUUUUAUGUCAGGAUAUUGAUGCUCAAUGGACGAACUGGACAUCGAAUAAAAAAAAAAAAGACUAAAUCCGUCAUUGCGAAUUCACAAACAGAGUUCAACGAAACCUUGACAUUUGAUGUAUUGUAUAAUCAAUUAGACAUUGUGCAAUUUCUCGUCGUGCUUUGCAGCAAAGCUGCACCUCUUGAUAUUGUUGCGAGUAUUAUGGAUCAUCCGAGUGAUAGUGAAGAUUCGUUAACAUCAAUUCAGAAAUCAAAUAAUAUUUAUGUCGGUAAGGUUGCGUUAGGAAAAGGAGUUAGAGGUUCGACAGAAAGAUUACACUGGUUCUCUAUACUUCAAAAUCCUAGAAAAUUAGUUACCGUAUGGCAUGUUCUAAAAUAAAUAACUAAAUUGCGAAUUUAAAUUUUUAUGAACAUGACUACAAUAAUAAAAUUAAAA